AUGCGUGCUCAGGUUGAACUUGCCCCGCCCUUGGUCCAGAGGCUAGGGCUGGCCAGUGAGCUGCUGAAGCUCUGGGCAGUGGAAGCUGUGUGGUGCAAGCACAGCACCUGUGCCUGUGAAGGCUUCUUCCUGUUUCCUUGGGCUGGAUUGAGAUCCUGGUGCCCUAGGUGGUCUCUGGUGAAUGCUGGUGGGCUGCUAGUCUCCUGCCACGAGGAGACAAGGGUGAGAGCAGAGCUGACGUCUGACAAAGACAUGUACCUGGACAACAGCUCCAUGGAAGAAGCUUCAGGAGUGUACCCUAUUGACGACGACGACUAUGCUUCUGCCUCGGGCUCGGCUGCCCAGACACAGUCACCUGAAGAAAUUGAUAAGGAGAACGUUCACAUGUCUGACUCAGAAAGGAAAGUGGACCCAGCUGAAGAAGAUACAAAUGUGUACACGGAGAAGCACUCAGACAAUCUGUUUAAACGAAAAGAAGUCCUGGCAGCUGUGAUUGCGGGCGGAGUCAUUGGCUUCCUCUUUGCGAUCUCCCUCAUCCUGCUGUUGGUGUACCGCAUGCGCAAGAAGGACGAAGGCAGCUAUGACCUCGGGGAGCGCAAACCGUCCAGUGCUGCUUAUCAGAAGGCACCUACCAAGGAGUUUUAUGCAUAAAACUCCCACUUAGUGUCUCUAUUUAUGAGAUCACUGAACUAUGAAAAAAUAAAGCUUUUGCAUAGAAUAAUGAAGAUCUUUGUUAUUUUGUUUUGUUUUUAUUGUUCAUUAAAGAGCCCUUCUGGCAUCUUAAUGAGAAAUCCCCUUGUAUUUAAAACUCUUCAUGUAUUUCUUUAGAACCACGUAAAAAUGGAACGUUAACAUCUGCAGUGUUCUGUGAAUAGCAGUGGCAAAAUAUUCUGUUACGCAAGCUCGCAAUGUUCGUGGAAGCGUUGGAAAACCUUUAAGGCAAAGUGAUUGUUUUCAUCCUAAAGCUGUUUCGUUUUGGUUGGCCUCGUUGGUCCUCAUUAAUUUAUCUGUUGUUUUCCUCUGUGUCCCUUCCCUUUGUCCCCUUAAAACAAAAACUAAAAACCAACAACAACAGCAACGAGAAAAACUCUAUGCCUUUUGUAGUUGUACUGGUGCGAUUUGUCUUUGGAUAAUUCCCAAAAUGGUAAUUCAGUGUAUAUGUGAUUUUUAAGUAUGUAAACUUUAACCUCCACUUUGUAUACAUUUUUAAGUGUCAGACUAUCCAUUUUACACUUGCUUUGUUUUUCAUUACCUGUAGCUUCGGGCAGAUUUGCAACAGCAAAUUAAUGUGUAAAAUUGGAUUUUUACCACAAAACUGUUCAGUCCUAUCUAUCUUGAUCAGAUCUUCUUUGGGAGGAUUUGAUGUGAGUUACUGACAGGUCUCAGCAAACCCAAAGAUGCUAACAGUAUUUCCAGAAGUUGCUGCAGAUUCCUUCGGCCACUGUAUUUGUUAAUUUCUUGCAAUUUGAAGGUACGAGUAGGGGUUUAAAGAAAAACAAGUUUUUGUUCUUAAAAAUGCAUUUAAAUGUCUUUUUAAGCCUUUGAAGUGCCUAUGAUUCUAUGUAACUCGUGUCGCAGACUGGUGUUAAUGAGUAUAACAGUUAAAAAAAAUUGGUAUUUUAUAAGCAUAGAUAAUUCUAAUAGUAACUUUUGUAGUCUUACAAAUAGACAUAAAUUGUAAUUUGGGAACAUAAAAACUACUGAAUAAAUCAUGUGGCCUAAUAUUGAAAA
Molecule: messenger RNA, 1731 nt
Organism: Echinops telfairi (small Madagascar hedgehog)
Lineage: Eukaryota; Metazoa; Chordata; Mammalia; Afrosoricida; Tenrecidae
Gene: SDC2
Product: syndecan 2
Exons: 6
Coding region: 1-651 (216 amino acids)
Biological process (GO): dendrite morphogenesis; cell migration
Cellular component (GO): membrane; cell surface
Source: RefSeq, a predicted model, not a curated record